Manihot esculenta (cassava) is the source of this 1350-nucleotide messenger RNA. RefSeq lists its product as uncharacterized. The transcript has 6 exons. The coding region runs from base 447 to 1262 and encodes 271 amino acids. NCBI's taxonomy places the organism in Eukaryota, Viridiplantae, Streptophyta, Magnoliopsida, Malpighiales, Euphorbiaceae. The record is from RefSeq and is a predicted model, not a curated record.
AAGGCAAGUAUUCUAUUUUGUCGUUUCAUUUGUAGCAUCAAACUAAACCUAAUCUCAGCGGCUCAGCUAGAGAAGCAUCGGUUGCUGUAUGAUGAAUCCAUACAAUUAGUGGCAAGGUCGGUUCUCAUUUCAGUAGCCGUACGAAUGGGAGAGAGGAAAAGGAAAGAGAAGAAAGAUUAUAUCUUUGAUCGGCUGAGCAUCGUUGUUUGUAAAUUCAAGUUCUUGACAUGUUUCUGAUCUUAAUAGGAGGCCACUCUCUCUAUUUUUAGUGUAUAUAAAUUGAGAUUUAUUCAGAGAUUGAAAUCAAAUGAUGAAUCUGGAUUACAAAUUUUUUAUGACAAUCAACUGUGGUUUAGGGGUACUGUUGGAAGACAGUAUCUGAGGAGACCAAAGAAGUCUAUUGCCAGAGUUCAAGCAUGACAGAAGAAGACUAUUGAGCAUUAUAGAUGGCUCAUGUGUUAAAGAAGGGGAAGAGGAAGAACAUAGCAGCGCCAGCCGAUGUUCAUAAAAAAUGGCAAGAGGUAUGGAACACCGAAGAAUACAAAGCUAAGCGUCAAAAGUUUUCAGCAAAUCAAAAGAGUGAGACUGGUGGAUCUGAUAGUGGGAUACCAAGACAUUGUUCUGGAUCUAUUUCUGAGUUUACGAACCAACAGAGAAUGUAUGAUAGGCUUGGAAGGGAUCCACAUUCACAGGAGCUGUUUGAGGCCAUACACAAGAAGAAUGGUACAGAUGAAUUUGUAGAUGCACGCCCUAGAGUUAUUCAUGAGAGCUUCUUGCAGUUUAAGGCAAAUGCAUCACAACCACUAGAGAGGUCAAAUGAGCCAAUUGACGUGGAUGAGGCUCAUCUGUAUUAUGAGAUUGUGGAUUGGGAGAAGGGGCGGCGAGUAUAUGGUUUAGGUUCUCAGGCAUCUGCUUAUUUCCCUUCACAGGCUUCUGCUUAUUGCCCUUCAUCGUCACAGUCGGCUAGAUCGGUCUCCCCAGUACCACAGCAAGAGUCCGUUAAUGUUGAAUUUAACAACUUAGAACAAAGGCUCGCACGUAUUCAAAGAGAAAAGGAUGCUUUAAGCAUUGAAAUACAAAAAAUGAAGGACAUGGUUAUGACCCUCAUUGCCCAGCGGGGUUUAUCGCAUCAAUUUCAAUUAGGUGUUCCUACAACGGAUCCUUCACAGGCUGAACAUAGUGUAGCAGUUCCUCCACCAAGUCCUUCCCAACAUGUCUCGGAUGAAAAUGGUUCAGACAAGGACAUUGCACCUAUUUCUUAAUUACAGUUGUAUCUUGUUAUAUACGUUUUGUGAUACUAUUUAUUUUUACUUCUCUAAACAAUUAUAGUAUGAUUAACAUUUUGUUUUA